GCGGCGUCUUCUUCUACCCGGUGAUGCCGGCCUUCGUCGUCUCCGACGCCCUCGAGCCCGAUUUCCCCAUCAUCUACGUCAACACCAUCUUCGAGAUCUUCACCGGAUACCGGGCCGAUGAGGUCCUCGGUCGGAACUGGCCAUGUACAUGGUGGCUUCAAUGGUUCAACCUGAUCUCGGAUGUACAGCUGUCAAGCUGCAUGUGGAGAGGUUAUGCGGGUCAUUGCAAGUAAAACAUAAGGUCCAGGUAGCAGAUAGUGCCAGUCCUCUGCCUUCCCCACACCAUCGGUAUUUAGUAGGAUGUUCAAAAUUUUGGCUCACAGUGGAAAUCUUCCUUUCAGCCGCUUCUUACAGUUUAGAGAUCCACGUGCACAAAGGCGGCAUCCAUUGGUGGAUCCUGUGGUUGUCUCGGACAUCCGUAGAUGUCUUGAGGAAGGAAUCGAGUUCCAAGGUGAGCUUCUCAACUUCCGAAAGGAUGGUACUCCCUUGAUGAACAGGCUACGUCUCACACCCAUACACGGGGACGAUGGCGUUGUGACGCAUAUUAUAGGCAUUCAGAUGUUCUCUGAAGCAAAGAUAGAUCUGAACCGUUCAUCGUAUCCAGUCUUCAAGCAGUCUUCUUAUCAGUUGUCUGACGAGUCGUGCGGAGAGACUCCAACGUGUGAGCAAGCACCGAACAGCCAGCACCUCAACAUCUGUGGGAUACUUCAGCUCUCUGAUGAAGUCCUAGCCCACAAUAUUCUAUCGCGCUUGACACCUAGAGAUGUUGCAUCUGUCGGGUCGGUCUGUACAAGGUUUCGCCAGCUGACGAAAAAUGAGCAUCUUCGUAAAAUGGUAUGCCAAAAUGCAUGGGGAAGAGAAGUGACUGGUACAUUGGAGCUGAUGACCAAGAGAUUAGGGUGGGGCCGUCUUGCAAGGGAGUUGACCACACUUGAAGCAGCCGCAUGGAAGAAGCUGACUGUUGGUGGUGCUGUGGAGCCUUCACGCUGCAAUUUCAGUGCAUGUGCAGUUGGGAACCGGCUUGUGCUAUUUGGAGGGGAAGGGGUGAACAUGCAGCCAAUGGACGAUACUUUUGUUCUCAAUCUAGACGCGGUGAAUCCCGAAUGGCGGCGAGUGAAAGUAGCCUCAUCCCCGCCUGGGCGAUGGGGCCACACACUUUCGUGCCUGAACGACUCAUGGCUAGUGGUUUUCGGGGGAUGCGGGCGGCAGGGAUUGCUAAAUGACGUCUUCGUAUUGGACUUGGAUGCCCAACAACCAGCAUGGAAGGAAGUUGCUGGAGAAGGCCCCCCACUUCCCAGAUCAUGGCAUAGCUCGUGCACCGUCGAUGGCUCGAAGCUGGUUGUUUCAGGUGGAUGCACGGACGCUGGUGUACUCCUGAGUGACACAUUUCUACUGGAUCUUACCAAGGAUAAGCCAAUGUGGAGGGAGAUACCAUCGUCGUUUGCCCCAGCCUCGAGGCUGGGACACACACUCUCAGUUUAUGGAAGGACAAAGAUUCUGAUGUUUGGUGGACUGGCCAAGAGAGGGCCUCUGAGACUAAGAUCAUCUGAGGCAUACACAAUUGAUUUGGAAGACGAUGAGCCUCAGUGGAGGCAAUUGGGGGGUAGUGGGUUCCCAGGUGUGGGCAACCAGAGUGUUGCGGCCCCUCCACCCAGACUUGACCAUGUAGCUGUAAGCAUGCCUUGUGGGAGAAUCAUCAUCUUCGGUGGAUCCAUCGCAGGUCUGCACUCCCCAUCGCAGCUGUUCCUUCUGGACCCUUCGGACGAUAAGCCCACAUGGCGGAUUCUUAAUGUUCCUGGGCAGCCACCAAAAUUCGCAUGGGGCCAUAGUACUUGUGUGGUUGGAGGGACUCGAGUCCUGGUUUUGGGUGGUCAUACCGGCGAGGAGUGGAUAUUAAAUGAGCUACAUGAGCUGUGCCUGGCGAGCAGACCAGAUUUGGACCCGUGAUCAUCGAGCGUAAGCAUCAUCACCACCGUCCGAAGAGCAUAUUUUGCAGCUUAAUACAUGUUAGUCUUGAGCUCAGAAUUUUACUUUCAUCCUUGUAGUUUGCAAUUUUAUUUGCUGAGAUGUUUUGAGUCUUAUGUUUUGUAGCUUCUGCAAA
This is a messenger RNA of Magnolia sinica, 2101 nucleotides long. Its product is annotated as adagio-like protein 3. The record is from RefSeq and is a predicted model, not a curated record. Gene Ontology annotation, cellular component: SCF ubiquitin ligase complex; cytosol; nucleus. Gene Ontology annotation, molecular function: protein binding. Bases 301 to 1947 code for a protein of 548 amino acids. The transcript has 3 exons. Lineage: Eukaryota; Viridiplantae; Streptophyta; Magnoliopsida; Magnoliales; Magnoliaceae. Gene Ontology annotation, biological process: response to blue light; circadian rhythm.